Molecule: messenger RNA, 2464 nt
Organism: Annulohypoxylon truncatum
Lineage: Eukaryota; Fungi; Ascomycota; Sordariomycetes; Xylariales; Hypoxylaceae
Product: SRP40, C-terminal domain-containing protein
Exons: 1
Coding region: 307-1758 (483 amino acids)
Cellular component (GO): nucleoplasm; nucleolus
Source: RefSeq, a predicted model, not a curated record
ACCCAGAUGUCUAUAUGGGCCUGUAGACCCCUGGACUUCACUAUCGAUAAGCCCUUCACCUUGAUCUUCAAUCACAAAUCCCUGCACCUCCCCUGGACCCGGUCGACCAAUUCAUGCAGGCGGUGAGUCAAAAUGGCAGCGGCAGAAAGUGGAGUUCUUAUCUCGAUCCACAAUUCUUUUUUUUUUUUCUGCUGCAAGUGAAAAGAUGCGAUUUCUCUACCCUCCAACCGACUUCGUUUACGAACUGUAACCUGCCUCUUCUCGGGUGAGAGAAACCUCCUACCUUGACCAACUAACCGCGAGGUUAUGUCAAGCAAUUCGCGCGCCAAACCUCUUUCUACAAAUUCUCAACGCCCUCCCGCUUGGCUGUUUACUAAUAAUUCUACCAACUCAUCCGCAUCUGCACCAUCGAACGACACACAACCUACAAUGGCUAAGAAAAGCCAAAAGGCGGUUAAAUCAACGACCGCGCGUGCUCCUGCGGCAUCAUCCUCAACCUCCGCAAGCGGAAACCAGGCCCCGCCGACCCAGCUCAUGGAUCUCGUCGAAUCAUUCUUAUCUGAUCAAGGAUUCAACAACGCCCAUCGCGAGUUUCAGAAGCACAGAGCGAAGAAGGGCUGGAAGGAACAAGGCACAGGGAAGAACAAGGAUAAGGAACAUCAUUCGCUAGUCAGCGUCUUCCAGACCUGGAAGACUUUUGCUAGUCAGGGCAACACGCCAGUUCUUGUCAAAGAUGACCCUCUGCAGAAGAUCACCAAAGUUAGCAGUAGCAGCAGCGAGAGCGACAGCAGCGACGACUCAAGCUCCGAGAGCGAAAGCGACAGCGAUGACGCCGAAGACGUGGCCAUGGCUGAUGCACCUGCUGAUGAAGAAUCUAGUUCCUCUGAGAGCUCUAGUUCAUCUGAAAGUGAGAGUGAUAGCGAGAGUGAGAGUGAGAGCGAUGAAGAGGCAAAGCCUGCCACGAAGGCUGCUGGUACUGUCAAGCCUGGCGCAAACCCACUGAAACGUAAGGCAGAGUCCGACAGCGAAAGUUCCUCUGAAUCCGAUUCUGACUCAGCAGACUCGGAUUCGGAGGACGAACGACCACAGGCCAAGAAGGCCAAGACCAGCGAGAGCUCUGACGAGAGCUCAUCGUCGGAGUCUGAUUCAUCUGACGACGACAGCUCCUCUGAUGAAGAUGAGGCCAAGCCUAAAGUCGCUAAAGCCCAAGAUGACGAUUCAUCUUCCGGAUCCGGUUCUGAUUCCGACGGGUCAGACUCCGACUCUGAUGAAGAACCAGAGGUGGACUUGAAAGUAGCUGCUGAAGUACCGCUACCCGAAUCCGAUUCGUCCUCCAGCGAAUCUGACUCUGACUCUGAUUCAGAUGACGAGAAACCGCAGCAACCCGCCAAGGGUUCUGUCAUGAACGGUACGGGAUCGGAUACCUCUGCAACCUUAGAUAAGGUAUCGCCCGAGUUCGUACCAGCCCCUCUUCCCCCUGACCCGACCCUCAAGGCGAACAACCGGGGCAAGAAUGGAACAAAGAUUGCCAGGACGCAAAACACGCCCUUCUCUCGUAUCCGCCAAGACGUGACGCUUGAUCCGAGAUUGUCGUCCAAUGCCUACGUUUCGCAUGGAUAUGGUGAGAAAGCCCAUCAAGACCUAAUCAUAACCAAGGGCAAGGGCUUCACCAAGGAGAAGAAUAAAAAGAAGAGGGGAAGCUAUAAGGGUGGUCCUUUGGACAUCAACACGAGCCGAAGCAUUAAGUUCGAUGAUUAGAAGCCACGAAUCAAUGUUAGGGAACUCAAAAGAACCCCUAGGACACUUUACGGAAGCAAGAGCGAAGAAGAGACGAAGGCAUCUCGGAGCCUUGACAAGUCGAAAACAUCGUAAUUCAGCAUCAACGAACCCAUCCAUCGCUUGGGGCAACUGGACGCACUGUGUUGAAUUGAUUUGCCCAAAACAUGCGACUUCAGUCAACCCCUACAUUGCGUGUGUGUUGAUAAUAUCCCGCAUGUGUGUAGCGACGCUAGCACCUAUUCUUUUCCACUCGAUACCAAUUCAUACAACUUCUCGGAAGCCCAGUCGUCGUAUUUAUAUCAAGCACGGCGGCUAUUGUGAAAAUACCAUGCAUUAGAUUUUGGCGAACCGCGCUUUAAGCGGGCUGGGCCAUGUAAUGGAAGCCGAUAUUGCGCGGUAGGGCGAGUAAUACCAGCCUGGAACUUUGUGUAUGGCUAGUGCAAUGGCACGGUUCUUAGUUGCUUUUUUGAUAGGAUUUCAAAAGACUUCGACAGUUCUGAUGUUCUGAAUUAGUCUUGAUUAGCAAAUGAACAAUUGCUAUUCCACCCCAGAUCGCCUCGUAUGAUCCUACUAUGUCUAUCAAUGUGAUAUAUUGGUCGAUUACUAAACAGAAUAGGUGAGCUGUCGCGCGGUCAUUGGAUACCCCUUAAAUGGAAAUUCUUGUUACACAAUCCUUCGUGGUGUU